AAUUAAAUGAGCCAUCACUUCUGACCUGUUUAGUGAUAAUAGAUAUAGACAGAUAAUAAUCCAUGGAAGAGAUAAAGAAUUUCUCUGGAACAUCUCUUCUUGUACCAUCAGUUCAAGAGUUGGCCAAGAACAAUAUUUCAGCAGUUCCAGCAAGAUAUAUUCAAUCUCAACUUGAAGAAUUUGUCAUCAAUGAAACUGAUGAUGGUAUACUUGAAAUUCCAGUUAUUAAUAUGAAGAAAUUGCUUUCUUUAGAAUUUGGGAGUGAAGAAUUGGCUAAGCUUCACCUUGCAUGCAAAGAUUGGGGAUUCUUCCAGGUGGUAAAUCAUGAUGUUAGUUCUUCCUUAGUGGAGACAGUAGAGUUGGAGAUUCAUGAAUUCUUCAACCUUCCAAUGUCUGAAAAGAAAAAGUUUUGGCAAACUGGACAACAUAUGGAGGGAUUUGGACAAGGAAAUGUUGUGAGUGAAGAACAAAAGCUUGAUCGGGCUGAUAGGUUUUCUAUGACAACGCUUCCUAAACACUCUAGAAUGCCUCACUUACUUCCACAAAAUAAGGGGAAAAAUGAUGACCCCAUAUAGGGUAAGAGGUCGCAGUUAUGGCCGUGGUGGAAGGGGGAGUAACAAUAUGUUACUCUAACCAGAAUCAAACAUUCCUCUAAUAGGGGAUUGGACUACAACUUACGAAGGAAGAAAAAUGCAGCAAUUACCUGCAUCUUCAUCAAAAAAAAGAAGAUAUUGCUUCCUCCUCUUCUAAUAAAAAUAUAUCCUACAAGGAAGUUGCGGUUAUUAACCCAUCUCAAGAACAAAUGGAUUAUUUUGAAAAUCCAAUAACUGAAAAAAUCAUGUAUAUUGAUGAAGAAGAUAUUAAGAUAAAUCCAAAUGAUGGAUGGUCUAUCAAAACCAGAUACCUCGAAUCAAGAGGAUAUCCAGGUCUUCAUGGAAAAUCUUGGCCUCACCUAGAGAUUCUUUUGACUGUUACUGAAUCGCUAACAAUUACUCACCACUACGAGAACAAUAAUCCUGAAAGUUUUAUAAACUUCAGUAAAUGCCAUAUUAAUAAAAUCUUGUUACCAAGAGAAUGGAUCUCAACCUAAAUGGUGAGAAGGCAAUAAGGAUUGCUGAAGGAAAGUAUGUUUACUUUAAUUACUGGGACUAUGUCCAAGAUUUUACUCAAGCUUUUUAUUAUCAAAAUGCUCAGAACAAGCAUUCUUGGUUUUUCUCUAUUAAUCCAGAAAUGAUUAAUAAAUCCAUACCAAAUUGGUUUUUACGAAUGAUGGACUAAAUUUAGUCUUUCUUUAGAAAUAUUACCCAAAGAAUUACUUGAUUUAUACAAUCCCUAGUGUGAUAAUAGUCCAUUUAUUGUAAAUAUUUUAUCUGAUAAUUUAAUCACAGGAUAGUGUCCAUUUUUGUUCUUUACCAAAUUUCAGAUUUCAUGGAUAUGGAGAUGGUCUAUCUCCAUAUCUCAAGAUAAAUUUAACAUACCGAUUUUAGAAAGAAAUUUCUUCUAUAAAUGGUGGAACAAGAUGAGUUUUGAAGAAAUCCAUAAUAAAAUGAUUCUAAUUCAAGCAGCUUUAGCUGGAGACCAAAAUAAUAGAGUCAAAGAGCAAAGCUCCCAAUAGAUGCCUAUGAGAAAUUUAAAGAAAUUCUUCCAGAGAAAAUAUCCAAAUGAAUCGGAAAAAGAAAUUAUGGUUAGAACUUUGGAUCAUAUGAAGAACCAAUUCUUCUCCACUUUUCCAACUAAAGCAUCAAAAGAUGAGAAUUCAUCUAUGAAGACUGGCUCUUCUAUGGGAUCAAGGGAUUUCAACAACUUUGAUUGUUUAGCAGGAGAAGCCCAAGCGGAUGACCCCAUUGCUGAAGAUUUUUGGGAUGCAAUGAUUCAAUCCAUGGCUCAGAAAGCAAAUGAUAAAGCAAAGAGAUAAUAAAGAAUCUUAGAAUCUCUGGACAAAUAGAAAAAGACAAGAGAGAAUCUUAUCUUGAAAGAAAAACAAUGCAAAAUACAAAUGCAAAGAUAAGAAGGAAUCUUAUCUUGAAAAAAUGCACAUGCAAAGAUAAGAAUCUUAUCUUGGAAAAAGGAAGGAAUCUUUUCUGCAUUUUGUAAGAAAGUUUUGUUGUUUUGUUGUUAAUGAAUUAUUGUUGUGUCGAUAUGGCCUAGUUUGUAUAUGGCAUUAAAUAGUCAUAUUUUUUUGUUGUAACCGGCUAUCAUAGGUAGCUCUUACCAGCUUAAAUAUUAAGCCUUUGUAUCCCUAUAAAAAGGGAACUUCUUUCCUGUUGUAAGUACGCAAUUUUAAUAAUACAACAAAUUUUUUGUAUA
Vicia villosa (hairy vetch) is the source of this 2307-nucleotide messenger RNA. Its product is annotated as protein SRG1-like. The transcript has 3 exons. The record is from RefSeq and is a predicted model, not a curated record. The coding region runs from base 63 to 575 and encodes 170 amino acids. NCBI's taxonomy places the organism in Eukaryota, Viridiplantae, Streptophyta, Magnoliopsida, Fabales, Fabaceae.